Octopus sinensis (East Asian common octopus) is the source of this 2086-nucleotide messenger RNA. RefSeq lists its product as uncharacterized. The coding region runs from base 1180 to 1938 and encodes 252 amino acids. Gene Ontology annotation, molecular function: nucleic acid binding. Lineage: Eukaryota; Metazoa; Mollusca; Cephalopoda; Octopoda; Octopodidae. The record is from RefSeq and is a predicted model, not a curated record. The transcript has 2 exons.
CCACUUACAGAUGUCCUGCGCAACAAAACAAAGAAGAGACAGGCUAUAACCUUAGGCGACGAAGAGCUGGCCUCUUUCAAUAAACUAAAGGAUAUUCUAGCUAAGGCCACGAUGCACCACUCAGUUUGCUAGUUGACUUGUCCGUGUCCGGAGUCGAUGGUGUCCUUCAACAGUUUGUUGAUGGCAUUUGGCAACCAUUGUCAUAUUUCUCCAAGUGACUUCAACCUGCGGAGAUGAAAUAUAGUACUUUUGGACAUGAGCUACUGGCUGCGUAUCCGUCCAUAAAACACUUCCGCCAUAUGUGAGAAAGAUCCAUUUUCAGCAUCUACACAGACAAUAAACCGCUAGUAUAUGCAUUCAGGAAGAAACCUGACUGCCAUUCUCCCAGAAAAGUCUGUCACCUCGACUUCAUCGCCCAAUAUUCCACAGAUAUCCAGCGUAUCAAAGGCUCCGACAACACAGCAGUAGACGUGCUUUCAUGUGACCUUCUUAACCCUCUGCAUGCUCUGGAGACUAUCGAUCUUCAGCUGAUCGUGGCAGACCAGCAAAUAUGACAAAGAGCUUAAUAAGUUGCGGAAUUCGUCGUCCCUCAAGUUCCAACUGGUCCCAUUAUCUUCUACCUGUCACAUAUGGUGCAAUACCUCCACUGGCCACGAACGCCCUUGCAUCCCCAAACAACACCGACGACAUAUUUUCACUGCCCUUCACUGUCUAUCACACCCUGGCAUUCGUUCCACACAGAAGAUGAUAACAACUCGCUUUGUGUGGACAAGCAUUAGCAAGGACAUCCGCGCUUGGGUUUAGAGUUGUGCUGCCUGCCAAAAGGUGAAAAUACAACAUGUAAAAUCGCUUCUCGGCACUUUCACAACACUGGAUGCACGUUUUCAACACAUCCACAUAGAUAUAGUCGGACCUCUACCACUGUCUCACAAACAUAAGCAUCUGUUGACCUGCAUCGACUGCUUUUCUCGAUGGCCUGAGGUUUUCCCUCUGUCUGACACUUCAGCAGAAACCGUUGCUAAAGUGCUGAUAUCAAACUGGGUAUCACGUUUUGGUGUCCCCGCAACCAUCACAACAAACAGAGGACGGCAAUUCGAUUCACACCUUUUCAAUGAACUCACAUGCCUGAUCGGUUCCAAACACUGCCGCACAACAGCGUAUCAUCCAGCGGCAAACGGCAUGAUAGAGAGAUUCCACAGGCAACUGAAAUCAGCCAUACGUGCAUGUCCAGACAUAACCAACUGGAUGGAAUUCCUUCCUCUUAUUCUGCUCGGUAUCCGUAUAUUUGCUAAGGGCGACAUGGGUCACUCACCAGCUGAGUUAGUUUACAGCACCCCACUGGCCCUGCCUGGGCGAAUGAUCACUCCAGUUCCUCCAAGGGAUAUUCCUGGUCCCGCAUUUUAUAUACAUCGUCUCCACGCACAUAUGUCCCAUCUCUCACCUAACGCACUCCAUUUGCAGAAAACUGACACAUAUAUUCCCUUGGACAUUAACCAAUGGAUGUACGUUUUUAUCCAGAAUGAUGGAAUACCAUCACAAAUCUGUCCACCGUAUUCUGGACCCUACAGAGUGCUACAGAGAAGGGAGAAAUACUUCGUCGUCAACAUGAAUGGCAAGCCAAAUACUAUUAGUAAUGAUCGACUUAAGAAAUCUAUCAUCGAACCCGAUUCCUCCUCAUCAUCGUUGACUCCACACCAAACAGACACGGUCUCGUCAACACCUCCUGCAUGUACCUCAACGUCUUCACUGCAAACUCGAACAAGAAGUGGGCGAAGAGUCCGCUGGCCGGCGAAAUACAUACAAGUUUUCUAUUUCAAAAAGAUUCCAGGGCUUCAAGAUUUCACUAUGACCCUGGCAGGAUGGCUAACAGGUGCUAUGCCUUGCCAAAUGGCAACAUGUGGUUUUGUCUGCGACUGUUUAUUGUGUAUAUGCAGUUAACCUUUAUAUUUGUCGACCAUUCCUCUACCCGCACACUGGGAACCCAAUGGAUGGGAGUUUUCAUCACUGCACCAAGCUCGACAAGACGAUGAUGAUGAUGAAGUUAUAAUAAUGAAGCCACACCAAAGAAUAAUAUUCUGAAAGCAUU